AUGUUGAACCGAUCGGUAGCGAUGAUGUGUUUAUCAGUUUGUCUUAAUCAUUCGUCAGGAGCGGUUUGGUUUUGUUCAAACCAGUGGCUGUUCGUGGCAGCAUCCGUUUCUGUGCAGACAAAGGCACAAGACGUCAUGGCGAACAUGAUCACGAACAAAGACUUUAUUGUUGCGACAAAAUACAAACUCAUCCGGAAGAUCGGCUCUGGCUCCUUUGGUGACAUCUAUGUAUCGAUCAAUGUGACGAAUGGAGAAGAAGUGGCUAUUAAGCUUGAGAGCAAUAGGGCUCGCCAUCCGCAGCUCUUGUAUGAGUCAAAAGUAUACCGCAUUCUGCAGGGCGGCGUAGGAAUUCCUCAUAUCCGCUGGUAUGGUACUGAACGAGAGUACAACGUGCUGGUGAUGGAUUUAUUGGGACCAUCACUUGAAGACCUUUUCAAUUUUUGUUCACGAAGAUUUACGAUGAAGACAGUACUGAUGCUUGCUGAUCAGAUGAUUGGCCGUAUCGAAUACGUGCAUGUGAAGAAUUUCAUUCACCGCGAUAUCAAGCCGGAUAACUUCCUCAUGGGAAUUGGUCGACAUUGCAACAAACUGUUCCUCAUUGACUUCGGUCUAGCGAAAAAGUUCCGGGACUCACGCACGAGAGCGCACAUUCCUUAUCGAGAGGAUAAAAAUCUCACGGGUACUGCUCGAUACGCUUCAAUCAACGCUCACCUCGGAAUAGAGCAAAGUAGAAGGGAUGACAUGGAAUCUCUGGGCUAUGUAUUAAUGUAUUUCAAUCGCGGAACUCUUCCCUGGCAAGGUUUGAAAGCUGCGACAAAGAAGCAAAAAUAUGAAAAAAUUAGUGAAAAGAAGAUGUCAACAUCGGUGGAAAUGUUGUGUAAAGGUUUCCCAUCGGAGUUUCCCAUGUAUCUAAACUACACUCGUGGUCUUCGUUUUGACGAAGCACCCGACUACAUGUACCUUCGACAACUGUUCAGAAUUCUGUUCCGUACGCUUAAUCAUCAGGUAGUGAACUUUAGCUACUCAUAUGGAAAGUGCUUUUGGCGCGUUCUUGCCCAUAUGAACUGGUUUCAGAUGAUACUAAGCGAAUCACGUUGCACAUUAUGCAUCGACUUCAAUGCAUAUUAUUUGCGAUCAUUUUUUUAA
This is a messenger RNA of Angiostrongylus costaricensis, 1146 nucleotides long. Lineage: Eukaryota; Metazoa; Nematoda; Chromadorea; Rhabditida; Metastrongylidae. The record is from the annotation of a GenBank genome assembly.